GUUAUUGAUAGAACUGAGAAAUGCUAAUUUUUCCUUCAGCUAAUUUUAGUUUUUAAUUUUAUUUAAAUUUUAAUGGUACCGAAGAAAUUUAGAAUCCCCUCAUUUUUUCAUUUUUGGAGUUUGUUUUAGUCUAACAAAUUUAUGUGUGUUUUAUUGUGUUUUAGUCUUUGGAUUCUCUAGAAUCUCCGCUAUCUUAACAAUUUCAUUGUCUUUUACCCUUUGGAUGCAUUAGAAAUUGAGAACAGUCAAGCGAAUUUACUUCAUAUUGCUGUCCGUAACUCUGUCUACGGAAUGCAGUGGUUUCAUGUUUAAGAUUAAACUGCAUCAUGAUUUGUGAAUUUGGUUUGAAAAGAUCAAAGGGGUGGAGCCUACAAAUCGCCAAAUCGGCCACUCACCUUCAAUCGGCUCCGGUGAUGAUGAUGAUAUCCUUUGGCUUCCAAUGUUUGACCUCUAUAGCUUCUGAUGCUGAUCUUAUAACCAGCCUCGUGCAAAGAGACAAUGAGCAAUGGCAUGCAGUAGGCGGCAUGUAAUGUAAGUCAACCUCUUAGCUCACAUCGUUUGGUUAUAACUUUGUUUCCAUUGAAUUUAUUUUUAGAAGUUUAGGAAUAUUGACUUUUCAAUAUGUUUAAUCUCUUUGCUUACACACAAUAAUAAGAUACAUAUUAAUGAAUGUUAUGCAUUGUUGUUCUUCACGUCUGCUUUCCAGAAACUCUUACGAGAUGAUUCCAAAACUUAUUUUUCACUCUUUGUUUUUUAGAAUUGGUACCGGAAACAUUUGGGAAGGAUUAGAUUGUUCACAAAUUAUGUUUUCAAGUGAAUUAAAAUGUUACCCAAUGAUUUUUGUAACUUCUUGAUUCUAGGCACUUAAAUUGCUUGUUCAUUUGGGACUCAUAAGGUUAAUGUUAAGGAAGUGUUGGUAUCCUUUUCUCAUCUUCCUGAAUCACACUUUCCUCUAUUACAAUUUGAAGGGUGAGGUGAAUAGCACUCCCAGAGGUUAGGUUGAUGGAUUUCUACUGCUAGGCAUCUCUCCUUCAAUCCUUGAAUUUUUCGCAGCAAAAGAAAGUGCCUAAGGUUUGAAUUCAACAUUAUACCAAGUAGAAAUUUAAGUACCAACAUGGUUUAUGACAAACCCAUUUGUGAUACAAUAAAAAUCAAGGGAGAACCUCGACAACUUGAUUAGUAUGUAACCGAAAAGGCCAAAAGCUAACAAAAAUGUUCCUUUUUCCUUGGUGCUCUCCACAUUUGUUAGCACACAUCUAUAAAUUUGAAGAUAGAAAAAUGUUUAUUAAAGCUAAUCUCUUAGCAGAGCCACGUUAAUCUUAGAUCUGCCGUCAUAAUUAUUGCCAAAUUAUACUGUCAUGUUUAUUUCUCAGUAUUGUAAGUUUACAAUAAUAUACAUGUAUUUUCGAU
Messenger RNA from Rubroshorea leprosula, 1410 nucleotides. The record is from the annotation of a GenBank genome assembly. NCBI's taxonomy places the organism in Eukaryota, Viridiplantae, Streptophyta, Magnoliopsida, Malvales, Dipterocarpaceae.